AUGGAUAUGGUAAGCGGCACGAGGUCCCGUUGUAUCGGUGACGAGGCACCGCGGGUGGCGGAGCGCCGCGGCGACGCGCCGGGGGGCGAAGUCCUAUCUCCCAUUGUAGGCACCUUCAACACCGAGGCGAGUUCCCGCGUUGACAGUAGAACAAUGGCGGUGUUGCCGCACCUCGGUAACUUUUUACCGAGCGGCAGUCAU
This is a messenger RNA of Iphiclides podalirius (scarce swallowtail), 201 nucleotides long. Lineage: Eukaryota; Metazoa; Arthropoda; Insecta; Lepidoptera; Papilionidae. The record is from the annotation of a GenBank genome assembly.